Messenger RNA from Pocillopora verrucosa, 2631 nucleotides. RefSeq names its product DDRGK domain-containing protein 1. Lineage: Eukaryota; Metazoa; Cnidaria; Anthozoa; Scleractinia; Pocilloporidae. The record is from RefSeq and is a predicted model, not a curated record.
UAAGAUCAAGAUGGCGGUGGUUAACGCGGCAGUAAUUUGGCUGAUAAUAGCGGCUGUUGUGGGGAUAAUUUUACUCAUAGCUACUUUUGUGGCGAACAGAAACAAGAAGAAAAAUAAGAAAGGUACAUCUAGACAACCAGACCAAGUAGACAAUGUUAGGGAAGUUGGUGGAGCAAGGAGACGUGGAAGAACAGCUCAUUCACUGAUGACAUCCAGAAGGGUGCAUGAUGAUGAUGAUGAUGAAGAUGAUGACGAUUAUGAAGGGACAGAAAGUUACUCCAUGGGGCUUGAUAAUCAGAUGCCUGUGGGAAAAAUUGGAGCAAAAAAACAAAGGAAACUUGAGAUGAAAGAGGAGAAGAGACAACUCAGAGAGCAAAUGGAGGCUGAGAGAGAAGACAAAAAGCAACGGGAAGCAUUACGUGAUGAGGAAAGGAAGAGACAAGAAGCAAGAAGGAGAAAAGAAGAAGAACGACUGGAAGAAGAGGAACGCAAGAGAAAAGAGGAACAAGAACAGAAAGAACAUGAAGAAUAUCUGUUGUUAAAAGAACAGUUUACAGUGGAAGAGGAAGGUGUUGGUGAGACAGCAGAAGAAUCUGAAGCACUUCUGGAAGAAUUUGUGAACUACAUAAAGACUAACAAAGUGGUGUUGUUGGAGGAGCUAGCUUGUCAGUUUGGUCUUCGCACUCAAGAUGCUAUUGACCGACUACAAGAUUUACAGGAAAUGGAAAGGAUAACAGGAGUGACAGAUGAUCGGGGGAAGUUCAUUUACAUAUCCCCUGAAGAAUUGCAAGCUGUAGCUAAGUUCAUCAAGCAACGAGGAAGAGUGACGAUCAGUGAACUUGCAGAAAGCAGCAACACACUUAUCAAUCUACAGACAGAUAAGUCUCACACAGAUUCUACACCAUUGGCUCAAGUAACAGCAUAAGAUUAUCCCUUUGACACUAAGAGUGACGGGCAAUUUCUCCUCACAAUAUCACCCUGAAUCAAACAUUAAGGUCAGGAGAAUACAGGAAAUGAUCACCGACUAAAGAUGCAUUUGAUUGUUAGAAAAAUUCUCCUUGUAAGCAACUUAGGAAAUGGAGAAUAUGCAUACUUAUGUAAAGGUUAAGCAAGUAUUGUGACAACCUUGACUGAUAACAAAGUUUUGAGAUAUUUAUUUUUCAUUGUGAAAAUGUUUAUGAUGCUAAUUUGUUAUACACUGUUUCAUUUUCCCUCUACUCAUUUCACUGCACUUUUCAGUUUAAUUUAAAAACUUCUUUGACAUUUAGAUGAACAUUAAACAUGUAAAACUGUGUUUAGUGUUUAUCUGAACUUCAAAAAAAGUUUUUAAAUCAAACUGUUUAGAGGUGUGGAAUGAGACAAAGGAAAACAAAUCAGUGCCUAGCUCAAAUUCAUAUUUUGAAUCCUUGUGUGUGGAUAUUGGUGAUCUUUGGUUUAAGCUUUUCGAACCAGUUUCAUUUUACUAUUACUAUGUUUCAGAUUGUUAUAAUGAUAACAAUGGUAAUAAUAAGAUACAAGAGAUAGAAAAAUACAGAACUGGUUUGAAAAGUUUUAAGCCCAAAAAUGAAAUUUGUUGUUGACUCCAAUACACUACAUGUAAAGUUCUAUGAAUUGUUAAAAUAACAGUACUUAAAAUACUGUUUGCUCUCUGAUAAAUGUUAUCCAUGUGUGAAUCAAACAUUUGAAAAUACCACAGCUGUAGCUAUUGGUAUUGUCAGUUUGAAUCACUCCAUUUAUGAACAAAUUGUAGUGGGGCAAGGGCAUUUUAUUGAAUAAAUAUAAUAUUAAAUUAAUAAUGCUACUUACAUAUUUUUUGGCAAGUGACUACUGAUGUGUUCUUAGAAAGAAAAGUUAAACGAUAAAAGAAUAUGUACACAAAAGCAACUAACAUGUUAUAUCACCUACUCUGUAUUUCAGGUAAAAAUUUCAUAAGCAUAAAAGCAAUGGUGUAUUUAUCACACUUCAAGACUGCACUUGUCUAGUACUUCACAUAAAAGUCUAAGUAGAACAAGUAUGAUACAACAGUAUUCUCCUUUUCAAGUGAUAACUGCUUAAAUUAACUACUUGAAUUGCAUCUUAUUAGUGCCUAACAUGGCUUGGAAUUCCUGAAAAUUUUUUUUUGUUGUUAGACACUUCUAAAGGGUGCAGACCCUCUAAAUCUUAAUGUUUCUUUGAAGGCUGUUCAUUCACACUAGUGUUGAUUACUACCUCCUGCUUUACUUGUUUUCCUGUGCCAACAGGGAAAUUACACUCAUGGUGAAUUCUCCAAUUCAAGUAAAUGCAAAUUUUUAACAGUCAUCUAUGAUUGCUAGUGAGGAGGCUCUGCAGUCUAACCCUAAAUCAGUCCUGGUUGGCUCUGAAACUUGUGGAGGCCAUCUGGACUGGUCAGCACCUCACAAUGUGGCUUGUGUAUCUUCAUUUCAGGAACCCUCAAUCCCUAGCCUUUACUUUCAAGUCUACCUUCCCAGGAUACCCCUCUAGAAGCCGCACAUCCACAAAUUUGGCAAAGUUAGCUCUUUUUAUUGCUUCAAUUCCAAUGUCCCUGAAAAAUAUUGUGAUGCAAAUUAAUCAGGAUUUAUAUUUUUUAAGCCUGUUCAAAAGUAAGUUUACAGCCCCCAGAAACUCAAUUCU